UGAAGUCACAAAGCCUCUGGGGGCGGCGAAGGGUGGCGGGGCUCGCAAGAGGCUGCCGGAGCGGCAGGGGCAGCGGAGCGGCCGCUUUGUCUGGUUGCUGCCCGCAGGGAGCCCCGCAGUCCCGGCGCGGGGUGCGAGCCCCACCCCGGCGCUCUGCACCAGCGGCUCUGCCGCGGCCGGGGCCGGUUGGUUUUUGCAGGAGAAGCGGGACGACGCAGGGUCGCCGUUUCUCGCAGCCCCCGCCCCGUGACCACCUGCUGAAGGGGGGCCGGGCGGUCGCGGUCCCUGCCGCGCUGGAGGCUGGAUGCAUUAGGCACGCGGGUUGCAGCUCGCCCUGCAGCGUCCCUCCCACCGCUCCGAGAUGGCGGACCCCGCCGAAUGCAGCAUCAAAGUGAUGUGCCGGUUCCGGCCCCUCAACGAGGCGGAGAUCCUGCGCGGGGACAAAUUCAUCCCCAAGUUCAAAGGCGAGGAGACGGUGGUGAUCGGGCAGGCAAAACCUUAUGUCUUUGAUAGAGUGUUACCACCAAACACGACCCAGGAACAAGUUUAUAAUGCCUGUGCCAAGCAGAUUGUUAAAGAUGUUCUUGAAGGCUACAAUGGAACAAUUUUUGCUUAUGGACAGACAUCUUCAGGAAAAACACAUACUAUGGAGGGGAAGCUGCACGACCAUCAGCUAAUGGGAAUAAUUCCAAGAAUUGCACAUGACAUCUUUGAUCACAUCUAUUCCAUGGAUGAAAACCUGGAGUUUCACAUAAAGGUUUCUUACUUUGAAAUUUACUUGGACAAAAUAAGGGACUUACUUGAUGUGUCAAAGACGAACCUUGCAGUACAUGAAGAUAAAAACAGAGUUCCAUAUGUAAAGGGAUGCACAGAGAGGUUUGUCUCUAGUCCUGAAGAAGUUAUGGAUGUCAUUGAUGAAGGGAAAGCAAACCGCCAUGUAGCUGUUACAAAUAUGAAUGAACACAGCUCUAGAAGCCACAGUAUCUUCCUGAUUAAUAUUAAACAAGAGAAUGUAGAAACUGAAAAGAAACUCAGUGGAAAGCUUUAUCUGGUGGACUUGGCUGGAAGUGAGAAGGUCAGCAAAACUGGAGCAGAGGGCUCUGUUCUUGAUGAAGCUAAAAAUAUCAAUAAGUCUUUGUCUGCUCUGGGCAACGUGAUCUCAGCCUUGGCAGAGGGAACUAAAACCCAUGUUCCAUACCGAGACAGCAAAAUGACCCGAAUUCUUCAAGACUCCCUAGGUGGGAACUGCAGAACUACCAUUGUUAUCUGCUGUUCUCCCUCCAUCUUCAAUGAAGCAGAAACCAAGUCUACCCUAAUGUUUGGACAAAGAGCAAAGACGAUUAAGAACACAGUUUCUGUGAAUCUAGAGCUGACUGCAGAAGAAUGGAAGAAAAAAUAUGAGAAGGAAAAAGACAAAAACAAGAGUUUGAAGAAUGUUAUCCAGCAUCUGGAGAUGGAACUGAAUAGGUGGAGAAAUGGAGAAGCAGUGCCUGAGGAUGAGCAGAUCAGUGCUAAGGAGCAGAAAAAUCUGGAGCCAUGUGACAACACACCCAUCAUUGACAACAUUGCACCUGUUGUUGCCAGCAUCUCAACUGAGGAGAAGCAGAAAUACGAUGAAGAGAUUACCUGUCUCUACAGACAGCUGGAUGAUAAGGAUGAUGAAAUUAACCAGCAGAGCCAGUUGGCUGAGAAACUAAAACAACAAAUGUUGGAUCAAGAUGAGCUUUUGGCUUCCACUAGAAGAGAUUAUGAGAAGAUCCAAGAGGAACUGACUCGUCUGCAGAUUGAAAAUGAAGCUGCAAAAGAUGAGGUGAAAGAGGUUCUUCAGGCCCUGGAGGAAUUAGCUGUCAAUUAUGACCAGAAAUCACAAGAAGUGGAGGACAAGACCCGAGCCAAUGAACAGCUGGCUGAUGAACUGUCACAGAAAACAACAGCUUUGACGGCCACCCAACGAGAGCUGGGUCAGUUGCAGGAACUCAGUAAUCAUCAGAAAAAGAGAGCUACAGAGAUCCUGAACUUACUGCUUAAAGAUCUGGGAGAGAUUGGAGGAAUCAUUGGUACCAAUGAUGUUAAAACGUUAGCAGAUGUGAACGGGGUAAUCGAGGAGGAGUUCACCAUGGCACGGCUGUAUAUCAGUAAGAUGAAGUCUGAGGUGAAAUCUCUGGUGAACCGCAGCAAGCAGCUGGAGAGUGCCCAGAUAGACUCCAACAGGAAGAUGAAUGCCAGUGAGAGGGAACUUGCAGCCUGCCAGCUCCUCAUCUCACAACAUGAAGCAAAGAUUAAAUCCCUUACAGACUACAUGCAAAAUAUGGAACAGAAGAGAAGGCACCUAGAAGAGUCACAAGACUCGCUUAAUGAAGAGCUGGCCAAGUUGCGUGCUCAAGAAAAAAUGCAUGAAGUCAGCUUCCAGGAUAAAGAGAAGGAGCAUCUGACCCUGCUUCAGGAUGCAGAGGAAAUGAAGAAAGCGCUGGAGCAGCAGAUGGAGAGUCACAGGGAAGCCCACCAGAAACAGCUGUCCAGGCUACGAGAUGAGAUUGAGGAGAAGCAGAAAAUCAUUGAUGAAAUCAGAGAUAUGAACCAGAAGCUGCAAUUGGAACAAGAGAAAUUGAGCUCUGAUUAUGAUAAAUUGAAAAUAGAGGAUCAGGAAAGAGAAAUGAAACUGGAAAAGCUAAUACUGCUUAAUGAUAAAAGGGAACAAGCAAGAGAAGAUCUUAAAGGGCUGGAGGAAACUGUGGCAAGAGAACUUCAGACCCUCCACAACCUACGAAAACUCUUUGUUCAAGACCUCACCACUCGAGUCAAAAAAAGUGUUGAACUGGACAGCGAUGAUGCAGGAGGAAGUGCUGCUCAGAAGCAGAAAAUUUCCUUUCUUGAGAACAACCUGGAGCAGCUUACAAAGGUUCACAAACAGUUGGUACGUGAUAAUGCAGAUCUUCGUUGUGAGCUUCCUAAGCUGGAAAAACGACUUCGAGCUACUGCAGAGAGAGUUAAGACUCUGGAGAGUGCACUGAAGGAAGCCAAGGAGAAUGCCAUGCGGGACCGCAAACGCUACCAGCAGGAGGUAGAUCGCAUUAAAGAGGCUGUAAGAGCCAAGAACAUGGCAAGGAGAGCACACUCUGCUCAGAUUGCCAAGCCUAUCCGUCCUGGCCAUUACCCAGCAUCUUCUCCAACAGCGGUUCAUGCUAUCCGAGGAGGAGGAGGAAUGUCAAACUCCAGUUACUACCAGAACAUGAAAUAAACAGUGAGUGAGUCAGGCUCCACGUAGCAUGUUGAAAGACAGACAUUAAUUCACUGAUAUUUUUUUUUCUUCUUCAACCUGCUCUGCGUCCUGUUCAUCAUGUACUUUCUACUGCCAUCUGCAGUGCACUCUUUUCAAAUAAUUUGAGCUUCAUAGAAUCUCCAUGUGUACAGAAGUGUGUUCAGCUCAGCUGUUCUUUGGAAACAUACAAUAUCUGUAACAUAUCCAUCUAAGUAACAAUAGAAGGUCUGCCAUUCAAAAUAUCUUCCAUUGACUUCAUUUUACCCCUUGGCGCUGGUUAAGUUGGGGCUUCCCUGCUGACACUGAUGCUGUUUGAAGUACUCUGUGGCAUCAGUAAAUCCUGACUUCUGGCAUCAAAUAGUUAAUCAUUCAUCAACCAAGUGCCAUCAAAGGCAGUUGAUUGUGUUCUAUCAUGACUGAUUUACUGUAUAAUAUACAUAUUAUUUUAUAUUUUUAGGGGAUGAAAAUGUGCUGCUAUAUUAUUAAAAUAAUUCAAACACAUUUUCUGAAGUAAAUUUCCCCAAAGAAGCAUUUUUAAUAUCCUGGUAAAAUCUUUGGACCUGUAUAAAAAUAUUCUUUACUAUCAUACCUAUUAAAGAUCAAACUAUGGAAUGGA
Messenger RNA from Mauremys mutica (yellowpond turtle), 3875 nucleotides. It is a transcript of the gene KIF5C, whose product is annotated as kinesin family member 5C. The coding region runs from base 362 to 3238 and encodes 958 amino acids. Lineage: Eukaryota; Metazoa; Chordata; Testudines; Geoemydidae. The transcript has 26 exons. The record is from RefSeq and is a predicted model, not a curated record. Gene Ontology annotation, molecular function: microtubule binding; microtubule motor activity; ATP binding. Gene Ontology annotation, biological process: microtubule-based movement.